Rhagoletis zephyria (snowberry fruit fly) is the source of this 828-nucleotide messenger RNA. RefSeq names its product snake venom metalloproteinase BmooMPalpha-I-like. Gene Ontology annotation, biological process: proteolysis. Gene Ontology annotation, molecular function: metalloendopeptidase activity. Lineage: Eukaryota; Metazoa; Arthropoda; Insecta; Diptera; Tephritidae. The record is from RefSeq and is a predicted model, not a curated record.
CAGAAACAUCCGCAUGUGAUAUUUGAGGCACGCACUAAAGCCAAUAAAGGAUGCGCCAAUUCGGGUAAUUUAGAUUCGUGGCGAUUGUCACGGCGCACGAAACAUCUUUCGGCGGGUGUCAUCGAUGAAAUUCAUCCGAAUGGUGCGGGCCGAUAUAAGCGCGAUGUACGCGAGGCGACUAAAUACAUCGAAACAGCCAUCAUAGUGGACAAAGCGAUGUUCGAGAAGCGCAAUGGCAGUACACGUGCCGAGGUCAUACACGACGCCAUACAGGUGGCGAACAUCGCCGAUUUGUACUUUCGCACGCUCAAUACCCGCGUAUCGGUGGUGUACAUAGAGACGUGGGGUAAAAACCAGGCCGUCAUCGAUGGCAGCAAAGACAUCAGCAAAGCCAUAUCGAAUUUCAAUGACUACACAUCGCGGAAUCUCUUCCAGAUCGAACGCGAUACCACACAGCUGCUAACCGGCGAGACGUUCGCUGGUGGCGAAGCGGGCAUUUCUGUGCCGGAAACUGUGUGUACGCCGCGUGCGGUUGGCAUCAGCGUCGAUAUCAACGUUUACGAGCCACAUCUGCUGGCUGGCACAAUGGCGCACAUGAUUGGCCAUAAUAUCGGCAUGGGGCACGAUGAUGGACGUGAGGAGUGCUUCUGCCGUGACUGGCAUGGCUGCAUAAUGGCCCAAUCGAUUGUUGGCCAGGAAAAUGUGCAGCCAUACAAAUUCUCCGAGUGCAGUAAAAAGGAUUAUAUCGAUGCGCUACGCACCGGACAUGGGUUGUGUUUACUCAAUAAGCCAAAUGAGGUGAGUCUCAAAUGUUCGCCCAGCGGUUGA